CGUGGAGGCCGCCUGCCGGAGCAGGGGUCAAAGCGACGGCGCUGCCCAGCGAGGUGAGGUGGUGGUCGCUGUUGUUGCGGCGUGGGGCGGGACGCACAUGAGGAAGUCCGUCGCGCUGGGCGUCUCGCUCGCGGCCUUCUUGCUGGUGGCCGCUGCCUGGCUUCGUAGCGACAGACGCCGCCGCCUCCACGACGCACCCGUCAACGGCGUCGACGAUCAGGAGGCGCAGGUCUGGUCCGAGCAGGCUCGCCGCGUGCGACUGCUGGAGGAAGCGUGCGCCAGUAAGGACCGCGACGUGCUGGGCCCGCACUACCUGGGCAGCCGCAGCAACCGUCGCCUCGGCAAGCCCACGCACUGCCCGCCCCACCUGUGCCCCAUCUUCGUGGACGACCGCCGGAAAGUGGCCCUCUGUUUCGUGCCCAAGGUGGCCUCGACAUCACUGAAGUCCCUGUUCGCCUCCCUGCUGCGAAUCAACGCCACCUCCAGCAAAGGUGACGACGACGACGACGCGCUGCACGCCUUGUUCAACGAGCGAGUCUUCCGGAUCGGUCCCACCCACUGGCCGCGCAGCAAGCUCCGCCAGUACACCAGGGUGCUUUUCGUACGACAUCCCUUCGAGCGUCUUGUCUCGGCCUUCGAGGACAAGGCCGGCGGACCUAGGGACAGGGAGCGCUUCUUCUACGACGUCUACUGGGACCGCAUCAUGGCCGGCAGCAGAAGCAGCAACGCCACGGACAACUCCACCCGCGUCACGUUCCCGCAGUUCGUGGACUACUUACUCCGGGUCCCGGUCUCCCAGUGGGACGACCACUGGGCCCCGUUCUACUCGCGCUGCGAACCGUGCCUGUUCCGGUACAACUUCGUCGGGCACCUGGAGACGGCCGGUAAAGACAUGGCGCUGCUGUGGCGACGCAUGGGUCUGCCCCCGCCCGAGUCCUCAACGCUGGAGCGCCGUAACGCGAAGCCUCGACGGCAUCGGCGGUACUUCGACCAGUUGACGGCGAGUCAGGUGGAAGGACUGUACCGGCGGUACUUCUACGACUUCGUGCUUUUCGGCUACGACCACCGCGGCUACCUCAGUUCCGAGGGAACGCCUCUGCGGACGCGGUAGUGAUGGUCUCGUCGCUUAAUUGGCGCAACCAUAUAGUGAGAAACUCUAUGGCGCAACCAUUUUACGUUGCGCCGAAACAGGACUGCGUGUGAACGAGGCCUGGCGUGUGGACCACUGUGUAGGCCAUGUGAUUACAGCAUAACACGCUGAUCAAGCAGGAUCGAGACACGUGGUACGACGCGCGGUCAUAGAAUAAGGAACCGUAUAUUGAGCGGCUCGUCGAAGAGUUGCUCCACCUGUCGAAAUCUGGAAGAAAAAGUAUUCACUCGAACGUGACGUGAAGCUGGAACGGAUAUGCAUUUUCGUAAGACUUGCACCUCAUUGCACCAUGCUUACAUGUUGGACGUAUCCUCUUCGGCCCCACGAAUGCACAAAUGCAAACCAUUUUAUGUGAAGCUCUUUUAUUUUGCUUCCUGUCCAUAGAAACGAACACAAAAAAAAUUGAAAUGCGGGAAAUUAAACGAUUGUAUCAACAUUUGAUGGUACCCAUUUGGUACUCUGGGUCUCAGCCUGUGUGAAACGCGAGGAAGCAGUUGCGGUUCUGCAAACAUAGAAAAACACCGCACUUCAGGCAUCUGACUAUUGAUUUCCUACUAUAUCCUGGGUAGCGGCACUUUGAUAUGGAAGCUUUUCGUGUUGAGGGAAUUCGCACCAAACCUGGUCGUACCGCACUUCCAUCAGGUGGAAGUGGGAUAACCUUGCUGCGCUUCACUCCAUUCUGUGACGGUCGCUCCUGAAUUUCUGAACUCUGGCUUGAUCUUAGCUGCCUACCAGUGUCAGCUUUGAGGAGUACGUUGGCUAUGUUAAACCUGAGUCCUGAAAGAUCAAAUCUUUCUUUCUCUGUAGUCAGCGCCCUUUCGCAGUCUCUCUGGUAAUCGAUCCAAGUGUAGCAGCAUGCGAGGUCGAAAAAAAUGCGCAAAAACUCAUACUGUCCACUUGCGCGUUCGGGGAGAAAUUCGAUAGUAUGCGAUGUAGUGAUCGAUUAGGUCGACUCUUCCCAUGUUUGUAUUUGCUGACCACGUCUGACUGCGUGAUAUCGACUUUUUCAUAUUUUAUCCAUCUCUUGCAUUUGCCUUCCGCUUCAGUCCCGAAUGCAGUGGAAAUGAGAAGGACUGAUUUGGUGUCCUUUCACAUUAAGCUGCACAUUAUCCCUCCGAAUUUUACAGCGCGAUUGCCAAAGCUGCAUUCACCCAAUAAAAAUGUUUAUUUUCUCUC
This is a messenger RNA of Dermacentor andersoni, 2326 nucleotides long. RefSeq names its product carbohydrate sulfotransferase 8-like. The record is from RefSeq and is a predicted model, not a curated record. Gene Ontology annotation, cellular component: membrane. Gene Ontology annotation, biological process: carbohydrate biosynthetic process. NCBI's taxonomy places the organism in Eukaryota, Metazoa, Arthropoda, Arachnida, Ixodida, Ixodidae. Gene Ontology annotation, molecular function: sulfotransferase activity.